AUGAAACUGUCAGUGGCACUCCUACUACUGCCAGUGACCAUCGACGGGGGGGUAACGUCGCACAUGGUUAACACGUGUCCAGCGUGGGGAAAAAAAAAUUAUGAAAUUAAAAAAACAUUCUUCCUAAAGAGCGCCUCUACGUUAUGCAAGAAGAGGAAACUCCUCCGACGUUGCACCAACGCAGAAAGGAAUAGCUACACAAAUGUGUACACAAUUAGGAACCCACUAAAGUGUAAAGUAGUCGACAAGGUAAAGCUCGUAAGACAAAAUGCUCUGCAUGAAGUGUACAAUCUGGAGAUAGACCAUGGGGGGAUGUUCAAAUAUUUGGAGGGGCACUCAUGCGGGGUGAUUCCUUACUAUGAGGAGGUGGCCCAAGAAGAGGAUAGGAAUACCUCCCAGGAUAGGGGCAAAAAAAGGGGGAGGAAAUGCGCAAGACUCUACUCCAUAUCCUCCAGUAACUCGGACAAUCUCUCCAUUGCCAUUCGAAUUCAUACCUAUGAGGAAGAAAAAAAUGGACACCUCCAUCUGCAGUAUGGAUACUGUUCAGGCUACAUAAAAGGGUUAAAGAAAAAUGAUAACAUAUAUUUAACAGGAGCACACGGAUCCUUUCUUCUUCCAAACAAUGUGCUUGAAGAAAACAGAAAUUUAAUUUUAAUCGCAACAGGGACGGGUAUCUCUCCUUACAUAGCUUUUUUAAAAAAAAUCUGGGGAAUCCAGCAAGGUACCCUUCCACAAAACAAAUCAACCUAUAAUGGAAAAAUUUAUCUUUACUAUGGAGUGUACAAUGAAGACUCCAUUCUGUACAUUCAGGACCUGGAGCAUUUUGCGAAGAUGCACCCGGAUAACUUCCAUGUGGAGUAUGUCUUUUCCUCUAUGAAAAACUCGGAUGUCAGUUCGCAUCAUGUGCAGGACGAAAUAUACAGAAGGAGAGAAAACUUCCUGCGCCUUUUUAAUGAGCUCAAAUGCGAACUUUACAUUUGUGGCCAUAAAUCCAUACGGGGCACAAUUAUCGAUAUUCUCAAGGGGGAAGACCAAGUAUUGGCCGCCGAGAAGAGGAAGCGCGUUCACGUUGAGGUUUACUAG
This is a messenger RNA of Plasmodium inui San Antonio 1, 1083 nucleotides long. Its product is annotated as ferredoxin-NADP+ reductase. The coding region runs from base 1 to 1083 and encodes 360 amino acids. The record is from RefSeq and is a predicted model, not a curated record. The transcript has a single exon. Lineage: Eukaryota; Apicomplexa; Aconoidasida; Haemosporida; Plasmodiidae. Gene Ontology annotation, molecular function: oxidoreductase activity.